Molecule: messenger RNA, 802 nt
Organism: Oryza sativa Japonica Group (Japanese rice)
Lineage: Eukaryota; Viridiplantae; Streptophyta; Magnoliopsida; Poales; Poaceae
Source: RefSeq, a predicted model, not a curated record
AAUCCAAAAUAAAAAAAACUAGAGAGGGGCCAAUCCACAAAAGACACAAGACUAUUGUUGACCAGUUGACCGACCCCCCUUCCUCGGCGACAUCGUCUAUAUUACGAUUUGCCCCCAAAAACCCCCAACUCUCCCGCUUCAUCGUUUCCACCGGAGAAAAACCCUCGAACGCCGCGCCGCCCAUGGCCUCCGCCACCGCCGCCGGCGACGCCUCCGCCGCGGCGUUCUGGACGGCGUGCCCGCACUGCUGCUACGUCCACUCCUACCCGCGCCACUACGCCGGGCGCCGCCUCCGCUGCCCGACCGCCGCCUGCCGCCGCGCCUUCUCCGCCGCCGAGCUCCCCGCCGCGCCGCCCAUCGUCCCGGGCACCGACAUGUACUUCUGCACCUGGGCCUUCUUCCCGCUCGGCCCCCCCGCCGCCGCCGCCGACGGGUGGGCCCCCUUCACCCCCUUCAACUCCGCCCCGACCCCCUCCCCUCCCCCCGCCACCGCCGCCGCCCCCGCCCCCGCCCCCGCUCGCGCCGGUGGCCCCACGUCGAGGAAGAAGAUGUGCGUGUCCCUCAAGGGGAGGGCCCGCGUGGAGGCGGAGCAGGAGGAGGAGGAGGAGGAGGCCGCGGCCGCCGCCACCAUCAUCGAUCUCGAGCCGGAGGUGCAGGAGGGCGGGAUUGGCGAGAAGGGCUUCACCGGCAUCAACCUCAACGAGUCGGUGGAGCUGAGCGAGCUGGGGUUCCGCGACGACGAGAUCGAGCUCUUCACCGCCAUGUCCUGAAUUCGUGAUCGCUGGGGAAGGUGGUGAAAAAG